Molecule: messenger RNA, 354 nt
Organism: Clavispora lusitaniae ATCC 42720
Lineage: Eukaryota; Fungi; Ascomycota; Pichiomycetes; Serinales; Metschnikowiaceae
Source: RefSeq, a predicted model, not a curated record
AUGGAAAUGUCGGACGCCUUCAAUAACUACUGUAUCAGCUGUGAUCAGUUGUGUGCUGCCAACGCCAUUUACUGUUCCCCCCAAUGCAGAGACAAGGACGAACACAAUCACGUCACCAACUUGGAUGUUGCCAACGCAGACAUUGUCUCUCCUUUGCUCACUCCUUCAUUGUACCAGCAGCAGCAUCAGGUGCACGAGCUUGCCGCUUCGCCUUUGUUGUUGCCUUCAAACUUGAAUGACGCGGACAUGGACGAUCUCGUGUUGAACUACUCGGUGAAUCUGCUGCAGCCAAGCAAGGUACCAUCCUUGUCCACAUCGCAAAACUACCGCUUGUGGUUGACUGGAGUCAUGUGA